AUGGGGCCUAGGGGACAACAAACGGCAGAGGACUCUACAAGUGGAGCUCGGGACCACAUCAGGAAGUGGCGCCUGGGACGGCGACGACUCGACAGCCCCGGCAAGCAGCUUGGGCGUCAGGCUGAGUGGAAAUGCUACGUGCUGGCGCCGAGGGGGGGGGGGGCCCACGGGGCGGCGCAACAUCGCCGGGAGGACGCCGGCGCCGCCAUCUUCCCUCCGGGCGGAAGCGGCCGCGUGCCGGCCCCCCCCCACCCCCGGGCGCCGAAUGAGAAGCACGCGCGGGUCCACGUGACCCCCCCCCCAAGGGCGCCCAGUGAGAAGCGCACGGGGAGCCACGAGACCUCAGGCCUGGGCGCCGAGGAGCGGCGCGCCCUGGAGCGCGAGCAGGCGCGGCACGGGGACCUGCUGCUGCUGCCCGCGCUGCGCGACGCCUACGAGAACCUCACGGCUAAGGUGCUGGCCAUGCUGACCUGGCUGGACGAGCACGUGGCCUUCGAAUUCGUGCUCAAGGCGGACGACGACUCGUUCGCGCGGCUGGACGCGCUGCUGGCCGAGUUGCGCGCCCGCGACCCCGCGCGCCGCCGCCGCCUCUACUGGGGCUUCUUCUCGGGACGCGGGCGCGUCAAGCCCGGGGGCCGCUGGCGCGAGGCCGCCUGGCAGCUCUGCGACUACUACCUGCCCUACGCGCUGGGCGGCGGUUACGUGCUCUCGGCCGACCUGGUGCACUACCUGCGCCUCAGCCGCGAGUAUCUGCGCGCGUGGCACAGCGAGGACGUGUCGCUGGGCGCCUGGCUGGCACCGGUGGACGUGCAGCGCGAGCACGACCCGCGCUUCGACACCGAGUACAAGUCCCGCGGCUGCAGCAACCAGUACCUGGUGACACACAAGCAGAGCCUGGAAGACAUGCUGGAGAAGCACCAGACGCUGACGCGCGAGGGCCGCCUGUGCAAGCAGGAGGUGCAGCUGCGCCUCUCCUACGUCUACGACUGGGCCGUGCCGCCCUCGCAGUGCUGUCAGAGGAAGGAGGGCAUUCCGUGAGCGCCGCCCCUGUCCCCGGGACUCCGCGCGCACUGCAGCUCCUCUUCGUGCUUCCGCGCUAGAGGGGAGGCCAGGACAGACGCCUUGGGAGGUGGCUGCUGCAGCAAGAGUCACUCGGGGGGUCUGUGGAGCUGCGGCUGAGGUGGCCUCCCACCGGCCUUCCACUGGCAAAGCUGACAGGUUCUGGCUAGUUAUUUGGGAUGAAUCCAGCCCUCAAAGGGACCUGGUUUAUCCAGUGAUGGGUGAAGCUUUUGGGCAGAUGCCAAGCGGCAGUGGACAACUGCUGGGCCCCGGCUCCCGUCUGCACCCCAGGGAGUGCACCUCAGGGGCCAUACAUGUGGGCUCAUUCAAGAGCAUCUUUUUCUGGGCCUGGGAGACCCUUGAGGCUUGCCACACCAUCACAUCAUGGCCAGGUAGAAAUGUCCUGUCCCUGGAUUUCAGCCAGCAUUUGCCUGGACUGGGAACAUGCCCAGCUUUGGGGGUGACGGCAGGCAGAGCCUCCUCCAGUGUGCAGAGGUUUGCAGCCCCCCCACCUGUCCACUUGCUGUCCUGUGCCACGGUGGGGGCAAGGAGCCAGAGGCUGGAGCUGACAGGCACUUGCAGAACCUGACCUGAAAGGAAGAAUUCUGACUUGUUUGGGAUGGGGACUGUGCCACGGCCCACGUCCGCUGUACCCACCGUCCACCUAGGAAAUCACCCUGCGCCGAGAGCCAUGACUGCUGUAAACUGACCCGCAGGCCCUGGUGUGUUGCAACUUACCUGCGUGUUGCAGCCCAACGGCUUUUAUCAAAAUUACUGUUGCUUUGUUUCGUUAGGUUCCCUUCUUUCUCGU
Ceratotherium simum simum (southern white rhinoceros) is the source of this 1870-nucleotide messenger RNA. The record is from RefSeq and is a predicted model, not a curated record. Lineage: Eukaryota; Metazoa; Chordata; Mammalia; Perissodactyla; Rhinocerotidae.